CUGAAUAUUGCCUUGAUGCCAGUGUUGCUCGCCUCAGCCCUUGAACCUGCACCAUCCAGCGAUUCUUGCCCAAGUUUCUCAUCAGGAGGAAACCACAAAAAAGCCAACAUGUCUGAGAAGAAGAUGACAUCGAGCCGCAAGCAUCACCUGAAGAGUGUGAUGCUCGCAAUUGCGGCUACACGUCUGGAGCAGGAGAAAGUUGACAUUGUAGCAGCCAAGGAGGCCUACCUGAAUGAGCACUGCCCAGCCCUUAGCAUGCCCGGUGCCUUGGAGGAGCUUCAGAAACUCUGCAAAGAGCUUCAUUCAAAGAUCGACAAAGUUGAUGAGGAGAGAUACGAUGUUGAUUCCACAGUCACCAAGGGACAAAAAGCGGUUGAUGACCUGAACAUCAAGGUAACAGAAUUGAAGGGUAUGAAGAAGCCAGCUCUGAAGAAAGUGCGUAUGUCCGCUGACCAGAUGCUUCAGGCUCUGCUGGGCUCCAAGCACAAGGUCACUAUGGAUCUGAGGAGCAACCUGAAGCAGGUCAAGAAGGAGGUCAAGGUUGAGGAGGCUGGUGACUGGCGUGCGAACAUUGAGGACAAUAAGGACAGGAAGAAGAAGUUUGAGGGCGCUGAGGCGUAAACGAAGUUAAGUGGCUCAAGAUGUUGGGGGUUUCCUCCAGAACGGUUGGAUGGCAGAACUUAACACAUGGAUGGCAGAACACGGAUGUGUUGGGAUGAGAGGCUUUUUUUUCUUCUUUUAUUUUUGUUGCAACAUUCUUUUUUCCUUUUGAAACAUGCAUUUUGUUGUACAAAUGUAUAGAUCAACAGAUGUAUAGUCACGUCAAGUCAUUAAAAUGAGAUGUCAUUUAAGAUCA
This is a messenger RNA of Engraulis encrasicolus (European anchovy), 856 nucleotides long. RefSeq names its product troponin I, fast skeletal muscle-like. Gene Ontology annotation, biological process: cardiac muscle contraction; skeletal muscle contraction. The transcript has 8 exons. The record is from RefSeq and is a predicted model, not a curated record. Gene Ontology annotation, cellular component: troponin complex. Lineage: Eukaryota; Metazoa; Chordata; Actinopteri; Clupeiformes; Engraulidae. Bases 16 to 621 code for a protein of 201 amino acids.